ACCCGAGAGAGUCGCGUGCGCCGUGUUUUCAGAGCUAUAGUCCUGUCAAAUCGAACUUACAAACCCUCUACCUGCCUGUGUGUACUACUCUUAUCAGUACACUACACAGAGAGGCACUGACUGUUAUUUUCUUAUCAUAUGACGAUUUACCGUCCAACAGUAUUUCCGAUUUUUUUUUCGCUUUUCUGCGACAUCAGCAUUAGGUGUCUCCUCUUUUUUAAUGACGAGGUAAUCGAUUAAGGAGUUGUCAAUGAGAAAGCUAUCCAACUUGAAGUGCACUAGCGUUUGGACCUAAAGAUUUUUUUAUUGGUGAAUUUUUUCCCCGUAUUUUGGACUUCGUCUUCCAAGUUUUUUGUCCGCCCAACAAUGACCGCCAUGGAUACUUUCCUAUUGGACGAGGACUUUCUCGACUUCUACGAGCCUCUGGAAUACAGUGACGGCUUGGACAGCCAAGCGUCCAACGAAUCAGACGAGGACAAUUUCUUUUUCUUUACGGACAAGCAUACCGGCAAACCGGUGAAAAAACAACAACAACGAAAAGCCGCCAACAUGCGCGAGCGGCGGAGGAUGAAAUCCAUCAACGAUGCGUUUGACAACCUACGCAACUCCAUCCCAUCGAACCUUAACGCCGACCGGAGGUUGUCAAAAGUGGACACUUUGAGGUUGGCCAUUCGUUACAUCGGACAUUUGUCUAACUUGGUGGAGACCACUACUGACCUUCCCUCUGAGGCGGCCAUGAAAAAGAACAGUAGAGCCCACGAAAAAAUCAUCGUCCGCUGCCACUUCUCCGAUGAGACGGGCGGACUUUUGGAUCAACAGGAACCUCUUCUCGGGCACUCUCUCUCCUGGGAGAUAAAUAAGCCACCGAACCAAACCGGGACCAACCGUUACUCCGCCAAAGUCUGGGUUCCGGAAAUUCCAACCGAAUCCGACCUGAUUAAUCUAAGUUCCUAUUCCAACGACUUCCAUCAAUAUCUGUGAUGAUUCUUUUCCAAAACAAAAUCCCGAGGUUCUUCCGAAAAGAAAUACAUACUGACUUGUUGCAGACGAUAUUGUGAGCCAUAUUUGCAAAGCUAAGGUUUGGACAAAGUGCAUCGAAAUCAGAAAGAUACUUUGACUUCUUAAUCAUCGAAAAAUAAAAAUCCAUUUACCCAAGUUACCCGUGAAACGGUUGCUCUGCGGGGUGAUUUUUCUUGACAACGCCAUGCAAAAUGCGAUGUUAGAUGCAUGACAAUGAUGACGUCAUAGUAUUAUUGUUCUUGUUGAUUCUUAUUUAUUUGUUGAAUAUCGUACGAAACAAUUAUUUAUUUUUAUGCUGUAUUUAUAACAUGUUACACAUUUUAUAUUUUUAUAUGAUGAAGACUAUUACAUAUUGACUUUGCAAUCUUUGUAAAAUCAAUAAAAUUAUAAAUUCUUUC
Molecule: messenger RNA, 1418 nt
Organism: Magallana angulata
Lineage: Eukaryota; Metazoa; Mollusca; Bivalvia; Ostreida; Ostreidae
Product: pancreas transcription factor 1 subunit alpha-like
Exons: 2
Coding region: 367-981 (204 amino acids)
Biological process (GO): developmental process; regulation of transcription by RNA polymerase II
Molecular function (GO): protein dimerization activity; RNA polymerase II transcription regulatory region sequence-specific DNA binding; DNA-binding transcription factor activity, RNA polymerase II-specific
Source: RefSeq, a predicted model, not a curated record